Messenger RNA from Rhagoletis pomonella (apple maggot), 849 nucleotides. RefSeq names its product flavin reductase (NADPH). Lineage: Eukaryota; Metazoa; Arthropoda; Insecta; Diptera; Tephritidae. The record is from RefSeq and is a predicted model, not a curated record.
CGUCAUUAUGCAACGCAUUGCUGUAAUUGGGGGUACCGGCAUGACCGGCCAAUGUGUCGUGGAUUAUGCGCUGCAAAAAGGAUUGGCCGUCCGUCUGUUAUAUAGAAGUGAAACGACAUUGCCGGAGCGUUUUAAAGGCAAAGUCGAAUUGGUCAAUGGCAACGUGCUGAAUUUAGACGACUGCAAAAAAGUGAUCGACGGUGUGGAUGGGGUGUGUAUCAUUUUGGGCACUCGAAACAAGUUAGAGGCUACUACAGAGUUAUCCACCGGCACGGAAAACGUCAUUGCCGCAAUGAAAGAAAAAAAUGUACCUCGUUUUUCUAUUGUCAUGUCAUCAUUUUUGUUCCGUCCGCUUUCAGAAGUACCGGGAGUGUUUCAUAAAUUAAACGAAGAACACAAACGAAUGUUGGAGUUGACAAAGUCCUCUGGUCUGGACUAUGUAGCUGUAUUGCCACCGCACAUUGCUGAUGAACCGUCGUCUGAUUACAUAGUGCUGCAUGAUGAGGCUCCUGGCCGUGCUAUUUCAAAGUAUGACUUAGCAAAAUUUAUUGUAGAUUCGCUAGAACAAGAGGAGCAUAUAGGUAAGGUGUGUGGUGUAGCCAAAAAGGUUGUAUAAAAAAAUUUUACACCAGAGCAAUUCCGCGCUGCAACUUUGUUACAACGCAGUAUACAAAUUUCUAAUCAUGCACACAUAAACAACAUGCAUACGCACAAGGUGAUUAAUACAAAAAUAAAUUAAAUAUAUUUGAACAUGAUGCGUCUACUGUUAGAUAUAUUAUUAAAUGUUUAUAAAAAGGCAUCAGUAUGCUUAGCACGAAGUGCAUAUGAAUAAAUUUAUUAUGCAAUAAA